GAACGGCCGCGGCGGCGACAGCUACCGCUGAAGCGGCUGCACAGGAGGAAGAAGAGGAGCUGGGCAAGGCGGGAGUCACAGGCGGGAACCCUCGUCAUGGGUCCGCGGACCUAGACCUGCGAAAGCUACCGGGCCGGUGCCGAGCUGGCCCCUGCUCCUUCCUGUAGCGCUCAUGGCUGAGGAGUGGCUGGACUGCCCAGCCCUGGGCCCUGGCUGGAAGCGUCGUGAGGUUUUUCGCAAAUCUGGUGCCACCUGUGGACGUUCAGACACCUAUUACCAGAGCCCUACAGGAGACAGGAUCCGAAGCAAAGUUGAGCUGACCCGAUACCUGGGCCCUUCGUGCGACCUCACCCUCUUCGACUUCAAACAAGGCAUCCUUUGCUAUCCAGCCCCCAAGGCCCAAUCCUUGGCUCUCCCCAGCAGGAAGCGGAAGAAGCCUUCGAAGCCAGUUAAAGCUCGGAAAUGUCAGGUUGGAUCCCAGAGGGUUGAGGUCAGAAAGGAGGCCCCAGGGGGUGAAACCAAGGCUGAUGCUGACACAGCCCCUGCUUCUCUCCCUGGGCCUGGGUACUGUGAGAACUGUGGGAUCAGCUUCUCAGGGGAUGGUACCGGAAGGCAGCGGCUCAAGACAUUGUGCAAAGACUGCCGAGCGCAGAGAAUUGCUUUCAACCGGGAGCAGAGGAAGUUUAAGCGUGUGGGCUGCGGAGAGUGUGCAGCCUGCCGGGUAACUGAAGACUGCGGGGCUUGUUCUACCUGCCUUCUGCAGCUGCCCCAUGAUGUGGCCUCGGGGCUGUUCUGCAAGUGUGAACAGAGACGGUGCCUCCGGAUUGUGGAAAAGAGCCGAGGGUGUGGAGUUUGCCGGGGCUGUCAGACCCGAGAGGACUGUGGCCGUUGCCGAGUCUGCCUUCGCCCUCCCCGCCCUGGUCUCAGGCGCCAGUGGAGGUGCGUCCAGCGGCGCUGCCUACGACAUCUUGCCCACCGCCUGCGUCGCCACCAUCAGCGAUGUCAACGACGCCCUCCCCUAGCUGUGGCUCCCCCUGCUGGUAAGCGUAGCCGCCGCAGAGGAGGCUGCGACUCCAAGAAGGCUGCCAGGCGGCGCCCCCGAACCCAGCCACUGCCUCCGCUUCCCCCAUCACGGCCUCCAGAGUCCCCAGAGCUGCACCCCAGAGCCCUGGGCCCCUCAUCACCUGCCGAGUUCAUCUAUUACUGUAUAGACGAGGACGAGCUACAACCUUACACAAACCGCCGGCAGAACCGAAAGUGUGGGGCCUGUGCAGCCUGCCUGCGGCGGAUGGACUGUGGCCACUGUGACUUCUGCUGUGACAAGCCCAAAUUCGGGGGCAGCAACCAGAAGCGCCAGAAGUGUCGUUGGCGCCAAUGCCUGCAAUUUGCCAUGAAGCGCCUGCUGCCAAGUGUCUGGGCAGGUUCCGAGGAUGGGGCAGGGUCGCCCCCACCUUACCCUCGUCGAAAGAGGCCUGGAUCGACUCGACGGCCCCGUCUGGGCCAUACCUUGAAGCCCCCCUUGGGCACACCCACAGCCCGACCAGACCAUACCCAGACUCCAAUGAAGCAGGAAACAGGCAGUGGCUUUGUGUUGCCCCCGCCUGGCACUGACCUUGUGUUCUUACGGGAGGGUGCAAGCAGUCCUGUGCAGGUGCCUGGCCCUUCACCAGCUUCUACAGAACCCCGGUUGCAGGUGAAGCAAGAGAAGGCGGAUGCCCAGGAAGACUGGACACCGGGUACAGCCAUCCUGACUUCUGUAUCGCCGCCUGGCUGCCCCAGCAAGGCAGUAGACUCAGGCCUGCCACUUGUGAAGCAAGAACCACCUGACCCUGAGGAGGACAAGGAGAAGAGCAAGGAUGACUCAGCCUCUGAUUCGGCCCCAGAGGAGGAGGCAGGAGGGGCUGGCACGCCAGUGAUCACGGAGAUUUUCAGCCUGGGUGGAACCCGCCUUCGGGACACAGCAGUCUGGUUGCCAAGUCUGCAGGGCAGGCAAUCGGGAAGGGAAGAUGGAUAUAAAGUGUGGGAGACCGAGGACACAUUGGCGCCCACAAGCACAAGCUGGACCCCCCGCAGAUGGCCUGGAACCUAUGUCAUUCUCUCACCACCUCCAACUUCGAUGAUGUGGGUGUCCUGCAGAAGAAGCUGGUGCCCUUCAUCACAGAGUUAAAUAUGCAUCGGGCCUAGCAAUUUGAGAAGCUGAAGGAAGAUCCUGGGGAAGGUGGAGCAGCUGCAGACCUGGCUCCACACCUUGGAGGCCAGCCAGCAAAUAAAUGACAACAUCUGAACUGCAACAGUGCCUGGUGCCCCUGCACCAACCUUCAAAGUGUAAAAACAAUAUGCUGCUGUUUCACUUCUGCCCUCCAGUUAGCACAUAAAAUGUUUCUUGUGGCCCAUUCUAACCGGAAGCAUAUGGGGAAGGGAGUUCUGGGAAACCUAGACUAGUCAAGGUGACAUAUCACAAAGCCACCCUGUCAUGAAUCAGCUCCAAAGGGUCUCACUACUCACCUGAGGAUAAGUUGAUAAAGCUACAUUGCUGGAAAUGCAAAGCGGAGGAAGACCAUGGGUUUCAUGGUGACCCCAGCAAUACAGAAAUUGCGUCAAACCCACCCAGUAGAAAUGUGGGUCUCGGCUCUUUGCCACAAGUAUUGAGAACCUGGCCCGUGGUAGGCACUGAACUUAAUACUGGGGUACAGGAAUGAAAAAGACAUGGUCCAUGCAAUUUUAUUAAAUACAUCAAUAUGUAUUGCAAAUGGUGAAUGGAUUUCCAACUUUCAUGGAAUUUAAUGGUGAAAAUAUAGAAUUCAGAAAACUAUCAAGAGGAUAGCCCUUGUAUGAACCUUGUUGGGGCACAAUAGGAAUUGGUAAUAAUAUAGUUUCUGUCUCUAAACUGUUCUAUUUUAAAAUUAUUUUUAAAUA
Messenger RNA from Miniopterus natalensis, 2916 nucleotides. RefSeq names its product methyl-CpG binding domain protein 1 (gene MBD1). Gene Ontology annotation, biological process: negative regulation of transcription by RNA polymerase II; DNA methylation-dependent constitutive heterochromatin formation. NCBI's taxonomy places the organism in Eukaryota, Metazoa, Chordata, Mammalia, Chiroptera, Miniopteridae. Gene Ontology annotation, cellular component: nucleus. Gene Ontology annotation, molecular function: methyl-CpG binding; zinc ion binding. The record is from RefSeq and is a predicted model, not a curated record.